Molecule: messenger RNA, 3708 nt
Organism: Urocitellus parryii (Arctic ground squirrel)
Lineage: Eukaryota; Metazoa; Chordata; Mammalia; Rodentia; Sciuridae
Gene: Aldh1a2
Product: aldehyde dehydrogenase 1 family member A2
Molecular function (GO): oxidoreductase activity, acting on the aldehyde or oxo group of donors, NAD or NADP as acceptor
Source: RefSeq, a predicted model, not a curated record
CUGACACCGCUUCCGGGGGCCACGACCCCCAGCCUGACUCGGGCCAAGGUACGGCUCCUUCGGAAGCUGAGGGGACGGUAGGGAGACGGUCCAGUGACAGAGCCCCAAGCAAAUUCGCAGUCUGGCCGUCGACGACGGCGGCCGUGUGGACGUGGAGCGAGCCCCGCCGACCCGGGCGAGGGCGCCCUGGAUGGUGGGCGCGGGCCGCGCGGCCCGGGCUUUAUGUAAAUCGGGGCUGCGCCAGGGCUCCUAGGUAGGAUGGCCCAGCCCCCCGCGCCUCGGCCCUCACGUCCAAUAAGAAGAGUCCCAGCUUGACACCUGCCUAUAUACAGGCGAGCGCGCCCCCGGCCCGCGGACCGCGCGAACAGCCCGCACAGCCCACGCCGCGGGCGAGCGACACUUCGGCCCGCCACCAUGACUUCCAGUAAGAUCGAGAUGCCCGGCGAGGUGAAGGCCGUCCCCACCGUCCUCGUGGCGUCCCUGCUCCUCCUGCUGUCGCCCGCGCCCAGCCUCGUCUCAAGUCCUCCAAGAUCUUUAUUAACAAUGAGUGGCAGAACUCAGAGAGUGGAAGAGUGUUUCCUGUCUAUAAUCCAGCCACAGGAGAACAAAUAUGUGAAGUUCAAGAAGCAGAUAAGGCAGAUAUAGACAAAGCAGUGCAGGCAGCCCGCCUGGCAUUCUCUCUUGGUUCUGUGUGGAGAAGGAUGGAUGCUUCAGAAAGAGGACGUCUGUUGGACAAGCUUGCAGACUUGGUGGAACGGGACAGGGCAUUUCUUGCAACUAUGGAAUCUCUAAAUGGUGGCAAACCAUUCCUGCAAGCUUUUUAUGUGGAUUUGCAGGGUGUCAUCAAAACCCUUCGGUAUUAUGCAGGCUGGGCAGAUAAAAUUCACGGAAUGACCAUUCCUGUAGAUGGAGACUAUUUUACCUUUACAAGACAUGAACCCAUUGGAGUGUGUGGACAGAUCAUCCCAUGGAACUUCCCCCUGCUAAUGUUUGCCUGGAAAAUUGCCCCAGCUCUGUGCUGUGGCAAUACAGUAGUGAUUAAGCCAGCAGAGCAAACGCCUCUCAGCGCACUCUACAUGGGAGCACUCAUCAAAGAGGCCGGCUUUCCACCUGGAGUCAUCAAUAUUGUGCCAGGAUAUGGGCCAACAGCUGGGGCAGCAAUAGCUUCUCACAUUGGCAUAGACAAGAUUGCAUUCACAGGCUCUACUGAGGUUGGAAAGCUUAUUCAAGAAGCAGCUGGAAGAAGUAAUUUGAAGAGAGUAACUCUGGAACUUGGAGGGAAAAGUCCCAAUAUUAUCUUUGCAGAUGCCGAUUUGGACUAUGCUGUGGAGCAGGCUCACCAGGGUGUAUUCUUCAAUCAAGGCCAGUGCUGUACUGCAGGAUCUCGCAUCUUUGUGGAGGAGUCCAUCUAUGAAGAAUUUGUGAGAAGAAGUGUGGAGCGGGCCAAGAGGCGCAUAGUGGGGAGUCCCUUUGACCCCACCACUGAGCAGGGUCCUCAGAUUGAUAAGAAACAAUACAACAAGAUCCUGGAACUCAUCCAGAGUGGUGUGGCUGAGGGCGCCAAGCUGGAAUGUGGAGGCAAAGGACUGGGCCGAAAGGGGUUUUUUAUUGAGCCAACGGUGUUUUCUAACGUCACUGAUGACAUGCGGAUUGCCAAGGAGGAGAUCUUUGGCCCUGUGCAGGAAAUUCUGAGGUUUAAAACUAUGGAUGAAGUUAUUGAAAGAGCCAAUAACUCAGACUUUGGACUUGUAGCUGCUGUCUUCACUAAUGACAUCAACAAGGCCCUCACAGUGUCUUCUGCAAUGCAAGCUGGGACUGUUUGGAUCAAUUGUUACAAUGCCUUAAAUGCCCAGAGCCCUUUUGGAGGGUUCAAAAUGUCUGGAAAUGGGAGAGAAAUGGGAGAAUUUGGCUUGCGCGAGUACUCAGAAGUUAAGACUGUGACCGUAAAGAUCCCCCAGAAGAACUCCUAAGAAGGCUAAGAAGAAAGGCGAUGGCCGGCCUACACCACUCUCCCUCUGCUUUCUCUGUAGGGCCCAGCUGUCAGGAAUAGAAUCGAGCCAAGGUCCUUCUUUAAAGGUUGAGAUGAUGACAUGUAGCAGGCAGGUCACUGCACCACUGAAACAAAGCAGCUGGGCAGRUUUCUAGGCAUUCUGCAAGGGAUCACCUUAAUGAUACCAAGCAUGGGGGAAGGCAAGCAUGGGGGAAGUCGGGGCAGAGGUAAGGGGACAAGCUGUGGGACACAUCCAAUAGAAUAGGGAAGCUGCUUACUGUCGCAAAGAACAUGAUGCUGUCACAAAGAACUUCCCUCUCCAGAGAGAUGGCCUUUGUGCCAGCUUCAUUUUCUUCCUUCCAGUUCUCCCUGCUCUUCCACCCCUCCCUCUCCUCCAAGGAGAUCUCAGCUGAGCUCAUUUGGGGCAGAUGUUUGGGCCGGGAACAAUUUUCCAAGGUUUUGCAGCCAAAUUACCAUUUCAUGUCAUCCAUUUCUUCAAAGCAAAACACGAAAUGGUUUUAGUUAAGAGUCAGACCAGCCUGGAAAGGCCAGGAGCUGGUGCACUUCAGACACUCUCAUGGUCAGAACUUGGGAUCUUCCUGACCCAAUUUGUUUUUUUAUGUCCAUAAAUAACACAUGUGAAAUAAGAUCAGGACAGUGCAGAUGAGAGGUCAUUGUGUGUAGCUCAUGGCUUCUGAGCUUGCUGUAGAUUGUGUGUGUGUGUGUGUGUGUGUGUGUGUAAUUCUUUUAUUGGUUGAUCUGGAAUAAGGAGUGUUUUUUUUGUUUGUGUGUUUGUUUUUGGUGAGUAAUAUCUUUUCCAAAGCUUAUCUUAAAACCAACCCAAAAAACAAUUCAAGUAGGCUUGGGAAGUUGCUCAGGUUGGAUUCCUUGCAGAAAUAAUUUGAUUUCCAAGACUAGCUGAGAAUUCUUAUCACGUGAACUAUUUCUGUAAUCACAACCCAUAGCCUCUUCUGCACCCCAGAUCCCAGUGCACCAGCACCUGUACCUCCUGUUGCUGCAGKUGUCUCUCAGGCCUGUCAUGCCCAAAUUACAUGCCCUAAUUCCAUUGGCAGCAACCUUGGAAAACCUGGCCAAGCCUGAGGGUGUUCUCUAUUUGUAGAAUGCCAGCAUGCCACAGUGUCCACGCUCUGCCAGAGCUCCUCUCACACCCAGUGGCUCAUCCACACACCAUUCUUGCCUCUCAAUAAGUGAGCUUCAGCCUACAGAGGGGGAGGCAUGAAGCAGGCCAGCCCCCUUCUCCUAGCUUGGCUCCUCUGCUUUCCCGUAAUCCCCCAGUUUGGUGUGUUAACUUCCUCUCCUUCUCCUUCCAGCUUCCACCUCCAAGCCAGUCUCUAACCUAGAUGAAGAUCAUUUAUUUAAAAGUACCAAACAUAACCUAGAGUAUAUGGAGUAUGGGCAACGUAUAUAUAGCCUUCUAUACUGAGCGUGUUUUUCUGCUUUCUACCUGCACCAGUUUUCUAUUUAUAACCCUCGUGUAUUCAUGAUGUUUUAAAGAAAUCUCUCCUUGCUGUUAUUUACAAACGGAAGUGCGUUCAGCUGCCUGAUGCCUUGACAGWUGCCGGCUUUCUGAGUUCUUCCAUUGAAUGCCCUGCUCUUCUCCUGUAGCGCGUCCAAGUGAACAUACAUUAACCAACUAGUUACCUUUGAACUGCAAUAUAGAAUGUGAAAUGAAGAUUUAUUUCUUUUAAUUUACUUAA